CACGCCGCUGCGCAUGCGUAGAAUCCUCUUUUACUGUAGGGAUAAUGGCGGGUGAAAAAGAGAAGAAGGUUCCCUCAGUCCCCGAAAGCCUUUUGAAGAGCCGCAAGCGGUUCGCGGCAAUCAAGGCUGUGCGUCUGAAGAAGAUGCGUGCCGACAAAAAGGCCCGCAAAGUCACCAGGAAGCUCAUCUUCAAGCGAGCUGAAGCUUACCACAAGGAAUACAGGCAGAUGUACAGACGUGAGAUCCGCAUGGGCAGAAUGGCUCGCAGGGCAGGCAACUUCUACGUCCCAGCUGAACCCAAACUGGCUUUUGUCAUCAGGAUCAGAGGUAUCAACGGUGUCAGCCCCAAAGUCCGCAAGGUGCUUCAGCUUCUUCGUCUCCGCCAGAUCUUCAAUGGUGUCUUUGUCAAAUUGAACAAGGCUUCCAUCAACAUGCUUCGUAUUGCAGAGCCCUACAUUGCAUGGGGCUACCCCAAUCUUAAAUCUGUACGCGAGCUUACCUACAAGCGUGGAUAUGGCAAGAUCAACAAACAGCGCAUUGGACUUACAGAUAACUCCCUUAUCGAGAAGACUCUUGGUCAGUAUGGAAUCAUCUGCAUUGAGGAUCUCAUCCAUGAGAUUUACACUGUCGGAAAGAACUUCAAAGCUGCCAACAACUUUCUCUGGCCAUUCAAGCUGUCCUCUCCCCGAGGAGGCAUGAACAAGAAGACCACCCACUUUGUAGAAGGUGGUGAUGCAGGAAACAGGGAGGACCAGAUCAACAGAAUGAUCAGGAGAAUGAACUAAGAGCACUUGGUUUUUGGAACGUUUCUCCUGUUGGUCUGUGAAAAAAAAUAAAACCAUUUACAUAAAGACA
Messenger RNA from Paramisgurnus dabryanus, 855 nucleotides. RefSeq names its product ribosomal protein L7 (gene rpl7). The record is from RefSeq and is a predicted model, not a curated record. Lineage: Eukaryota; Metazoa; Chordata; Actinopteri; Cypriniformes; Cobitidae. Gene Ontology annotation, biological process: maturation of LSU-rRNA from tricistronic rRNA transcript (SSU-rRNA, 5.8S rRNA, LSU-rRNA). Gene Ontology annotation, cellular component: cytosolic large ribosomal subunit. Gene Ontology annotation, molecular function: RNA binding; structural constituent of ribosome.